Hipposideros armiger (great roundleaf bat) is the source of this 1351-nucleotide messenger RNA. It is a transcript of the gene TMEM184C, whose product is annotated as transmembrane protein 184C. The transcript has 9 exons. The record is from RefSeq and is a predicted model, not a curated record. Lineage: Eukaryota; Metazoa; Chordata; Mammalia; Chiroptera; Hipposideridae.
AUGUGAGUUGACGAAACAGCCAAAGAACAGGGCUCCCCAUUACAGUCUCCUUCGAGCUGUUUUUCCUUGCUACUCGGAGCUGAUUUAUGCGGAAACAUGCCUUGCACUUGUACCUGGAGGAACUGGAGACAAUGGAUUCGACCUUUAGCGGUGGUCAUCUACCUGGUGUCCAUAGCAGUUGCGGUUCCCCUUUGCGUGUGGGAAUUACAGAAACUGGAGGUUGGAAUACACACCAAGGCUUGGUUUAUUGCUGGAAUCUUUUUGCUGUUGACUAUACCUAUAUCGCUAUGGGUGAUAUUGCAACAUUUAGUGCAUUAUACACAACCUGAACUACAGAAACCAAUAAUAAGGAUUCUUUGGAUGGUACCCAUAUACAGUUUAGAUAGUUGGAUAGCUUUGAAAUAUCCCAGCAUUGCAAUCUAUGUGGAUACCUGCAGAGAAUGUUACGAAGCUUAUGUCAUUUACAACUUUAUGGGGUUCCUUACCAAUUACCUGACUAACCGCUAUCCAAAUCUGGUGUUAAUCCUUGAAGCCAAAGAUCAGCAGAAACAUUUCCCGCCUCUAUGUUGCUGUCCACCGUGGACUAUGGGAGAUCAGUUUGCCAUGUAUUGUCUCCUGCUGUUUUAUAAAGUACUAAAGGAAGAACUGAGUCCAAUCCAACCUGUUGGCAAAUUUCUUUGUGUAAAGCUGGUGGUUUUUGUUUCUUUUUGGCAAGCAGUAGUUAUUGCUUUGUUGGUAAAAGUUGGCGUUAUUUCUGAAAAGCAUACAUGGGAAUGGCAAACUGUAGAAGCCGUGGCUACAGGACUCCAGGACUUUAUUAUCUGUAUUGAGAUGUUCCUUGCUGCUAUUGCUCAUCACUACACUUUCUCAUAUAAACCGUAUGUCCAAGAAGCAGAAGAGGGCUCAUGCUUUGAUUCCUUUCUCGCUAUGUGGGAUGUUUCAGACAUUAGGGAUGAUAUUUCUGAACAAGUAAGGCAUGUUGGAAGGACAGUCAGGGGACAUUCUAGAAAAAAAUUUUUUCCCGAGGAUCAAGAUCAAAGUGAACAUACAAGCUUGUUAUCAUCCUCAUCACAAGAUGCAAUUUCUGUUGCCUCUUCUGUGCCACCUUCACCCGCGGGUCACUACCAAGGAUUUGGACAUACUGUGACUCCCCAGACUACACCUACAGCUGAUAUAGCUCAUGAAAUAUAUAAUGAUAUUACAGAAGAGAAAAGAGAACCUUCAGAUAAAUUUGUGGCCUCCUGAACAGUGUGUGAAAGCAAGCUGUGCUACUACCCUGCUGUUUCAUUACCUGGUAUCCUCGCUGCUCAGGAUUUUGUGCUUGGGACAAGCCAUAAAUGAUGGACAAUUU